Molecule: messenger RNA, 3222 nt
Organism: Exophiala xenobiotica
Lineage: Eukaryota; Fungi; Ascomycota; Eurotiomycetes; Chaetothyriales; Herpotrichiellaceae
Exons: 4
Coding region: 1-3222 (1073 amino acids)
Biological process (GO): positive regulation of transcription by RNA polymerase II
Cellular component (GO): nucleus
Molecular function (GO): zinc ion binding; transcription cis-regulatory region binding; DNA-binding transcription factor activity, RNA polymerase II-specific
Source: RefSeq, a predicted model, not a curated record
AUGUCUCCUCCACUAAAAGAUGACGACUUCGUUGAUGUGGAAGAAUCUGAAAACAGGCCAAAUGAGACCGUGGAGGAUGAAGCGACACGGAAACAAGCGGCUAAAAGGAGGACCAAGACUGGAUGUCUGACAUGUCGGAAACGGCGAAUUAAAUGUGGAGAGGAGAAACCUAUCUGCCGAAACUGCAUCAAGUCGAAACGCGAGUGCCUUGGUUAUGUUCAGCCCCUUGUCUACAAGCAAGAAAGUCUGGGGUCCUCGAAUCCAAGCUACGACUUGCCAGAGCAGUCCGACGCGAACCAAUUCGAAAGCUUUCCCAUGGGUUCUUUUGCGGAUCCAAAUUUCCUCCAAGGUCCGCAAAAUACCGGACCAUAUCCCAACAAUGAUGUUCCGCUUCCUACGCAUUACCAGCAGCUGCCAUUCAGCGCAAGCUACCAUGCAUACCCUCCGACCGCCUCCGCCAGCCAUUUCUAUCCUGAUACAUCGACCGCAGCAACUCAUUUUGAAUGGCACACUACUCGAAACACGCAUCGGCCGUCAUUCUUGGGCAUUUCCGACGCGUCAGGAACGAUUCUACCGCCAAGGUCGUUCGGAGAUGUCCAGCAGGUACCUCGAUCUGACCUGUUCUUCACCCAACAAAGCCCGCAUAGGGCGGAAUGGGGACCACUAGGGCCAUGGUCAGCAUCAGCUCACGAUCCAAGUCCUUUCUCGCCCUUUGCGGGCAAUUUUGAGCCGGCAUUCGAGCACCAAUACGCAGUUGCCCCUGCCUUCCGACCACAACAUUAUUUUCGACAAGAUGACCUCCAAGACGGCGGUUCCAAGCAGCGCGAUAGCAGUGGAUCUUUGAGUGGAUCAUUAUCGCACGCGACAAGGGUUUCCUCAAUGCCAGGAGCGGCUGCCCUACCCAACACGAACUUUCCAAUGCCACCGAGCAGCGAUGACUACGAAGACCCCGCUGACCCUUUCGAUGUGGGCUCUGAUGAGGAAGACCUUUCGUACCAUGCAGCAGCAGAAAAUUUCACGCAGAUGCUUGACCAGUCAAAUCAGAACAAGGGGAGGACGUCCCGACCUGAUGUGGUCCGCAGACCACAUCAGACACUGACGAAUUUUCGACCUACUACCACAAUCUCGCCUCUCAGAGAGGAGCGCAAUCAGCAUAUCUUCCAUCAUUUUGUUGAAGUCACAAGCCAGUGCAUAUCUGUCUUUGAGAGACAUCAUUUCAGCUCAAUAGCUGGCCCCGCCCGGACACUAUGGAACUUCACUAUCCCCUCGAUGGCCUUGUCUCAUCCCGCUCUCGCACAUGCAAUUCUGGCACUAGGGGCGGUGCAUCUUUCGAAACUGCAGAAUACUUCGGAUGCGGUUGCCGUGAAGCAUUUCACAUAUGCCGUUCGACGUGUUGGGAAGCUUCUCGGGUUGCCAACAAGACGUCUUGAAAUCGCAACACUGGCGACGGUUCUCGUUCUUGGCUUCUACGAAGUCAUGAAUGGCGAUCACUCACGAUGGAACCUACAUCUAUCCGGCGCUACGAAGCUGGUGCUGGAACAUGAUUAUGCAGGCAUGAUCCGGGCCGCGAGGCGCAUGCGAAAUGGCGCCAAGGCGAGGGUGAAUCAAUGGAUGGCUCACUUUGCCCUCACGGAAGAGAAUUAUGCCCGUGUCGCUGGCAUACCUCUAGCACUAUUAGAUGAUAUCGACUGGGAAGUCGAUUCAGCCUUCAUUUCACGGCUGACAGGGGUUGAUAUAGAUUAUGACCAUCAAGUCCAACCUCAAUUUCCGACACAGAAUCUUGUGGCCGACCUCAGCGAGAAGGGUAUCGAGGAUCUCAAGGCGAAGAUGGACCUCAGGUGGUGGUAUUGCAAGCAAGAUAUCUUUCAGAGUCUGGUGGGCGGUGACAGACUGCUCAUGCCACCCGAGGACUGGAGAUACUGCCCACCCAGAGGUCAGCUUGGGCGUUCAGCCAACCCAUACGCGACCUUGGACCAUCUGUCACUGAUUAUGGCUCGUCUGGCAGACUUUGGCGGAAAAGACCGGGUUCGAAAACAACGUGCACUAGCCACCACAGGGGGCGAAUGGAAACCACCAGUAUGGUUAUUUGGUCCUCAAGGGCCUCCUGGUGGCACCAAAAAGCCUAGCAAAGGCCCAGAAUUGUCAGACUCACCUGAAAACUUCCGCACGGGAAGGGCUAGUGGUGCGCAGAGGUCUACGGGCCACAACGAUGCUAAAGCUUCGGUGGCACCCAGUGCUAAUGAAAGCAGAGUCCGUCAAAGUAGACCCAACAUGCAAGGUUCGGGUCCCUCAAGCGGGCCUCCCAUGAUGGGUAUGAUCCCUCCGCCAAAAGAUCCUAUUGUUUUACCUUCCGCUUUCAAGAGGAUGGAUGCAACCCUCAGGGACCCAGCUUUCACGGGCAUGAAGGAGCAAAAGAAAUCCACGCCACCUCUCAACUUGGACGACGAGACAUCAAGGGCUUUUACAGAGCAUGAUGAGAUUACGAAAGCCUUCGAUCUGUUCGCCAGAUCAUUAGGACCUGAUUUCGACCCGCUCCCAUAUACCGAUGCACCCGUCACAACACCUUUUGGGCCUGCAUUGAGUUACAAGAAUGCCGGCAUUGCAUGUAUAUGGGCCUUAUACUAUGUUGGACGCCUUCUCCUACAUCGCUUUCACCCAGAGAUGCCUCCGGCUGCAAUGGUAGCAGCGGGAGUGACGGCUCACCUAACUCGGGACCAUGCUCAAUCAGUGGGCAAGAUCUGCGCAGGCCUCUAUGCCACACCACAAUAUAGUCAAAGUGGGUCAUUAGAUCCAAGUUAUGCCGGUGCCUUGAUGGAGAGCACAUUUUCGCUGCUUUUCGCUGCAGUACAGUACACCGAUGCCGCACAACGAGGCUGGACAAUCAAUAAGCUGCAAGAUGUAUCCCAGAGAUGUGGAUGGCAAACAUCUGGUGCCAUUGCAGCUGCUUGCGAGACUGCCUGGGAGAGAAUGGGCCAGACCGGCAAAGGGCCUCCGUAUGAGAGAAGGCUGGAUCCCAGGAACCACGACGCCCGAGUGACGGGCGCAGGUCGGAGGCCAUCCAUGGCUAGUACGAGAAGCGCAGAUGCUAUGGCAGAACAUGAAUCCGCCUUUGUUAUCCACGAUCGCAGCUUGAUUGAUCGCUCAAGCUCUACAAGAGUCCAUUGGGCACUAGGUUUGCUCUCUGUGGAGGAGGACAUAAAGCAAAUGAGUCUUAACGGCUAG